AUGCCAAUGCCAGCGAUUCCCACCUCGAUGCUUCUCAAGGCGCCUUUCCCUUCUUCCAGUGUCUUCUCAUCCGCUGUUUCGGCCGUAGUAGCUAAACGCCCAUCUUCCCACUACCAACUCAGGUCCCACAUUUCCAGCCCCUUACUCUGCGAUGAUAUCCUACAGCGAUUGGGUUCAUCUCUGAAGAAACAUUCGCCAUGUGAUAUCAUCGACAUCCUCCCUGGUGCCGGGCUCUUUUCCGCAAAGCUCCAUAAUUAUAUCAAACCUCGACGUCAUCUGCUGAUCGAACCCAACACCCAUUAUUACCAGUCGUUUCUAAAAUCCUUGACUGAAGACCCUAAUUCUUGCUAUAAACAUCUACCCUGGGAUCCCUUCAAUGUCAGAACGAUUGAUGAUAUUUUUGAACAAGGACAUCUGCCGGAACAAACACAGCGGGCCCAAGUUUGUACUGACGAUAGCGGAUGCACAGUAAACGACUCGCUUCUCGUGUUGGCAAACGUGACCGCUAAACCUCAAUUCGGGGAAACCUACGGUCUUCUGCUGCGGUAUCUGGAGGCCUGUUUUGACCAGACCAUGUUUCAUCGCUAUGGUUUGGUCAGGGUGAUUGCGCUUAUGUUAUCCGAUGAUGCGGAGGUCAUUUUGCCUAGAAUAGUUUCAAGAAGAAGACGAUCUGCGGCCAUCGUCGAGGCCACAUGCGCUGAAAUUGUCGAGGUCUCAGGAGAUAACGCACGCGAAUUAUGGCACGCCCAGAAGGGAAUCUCGACGCUGGAGAUAAGCAGAAAGCAGGUCGAAAAGCGAGCUGAGAAUAAUGGAGUUGUAACUCCUGGCGGUCGGGAAGCCUCUCCUCCAGAGCUUGCCCCUGACCCAAACACGCACGGGAAGCGUGUAGAUUAUAUUCCUCGACCCAAACGGCAGUGGCACGAUGCGUAUAUUGAAAUCACCCAAGAUCCCAACUUUCCGGACCUUCGAGUGAAAACACCAAGGGGAAGACCGUCAUCGAAAACUCCUAAGCGAACUGAUAUCCGAGAUAAAUCAGUUUAUUCUAAGGCUACUAGUCUCCAUAGGCGUCUCGUUAGUGAAAAUCGUGAAGAAGCGGUGUUCAGAGAAGUAGAACCAAAAAUAGCGCAUAUUGAGAAGCUGGAGGUUGAAUUGGUUUCAAUGUUGAAUACACAAACACCAACUCUAGCCGAUGUGGUGGAUUUUGCAAAAGAAAUCCAUCAGGAGAAAUUGAAAGUUGAAGAACUACUCAGCUCGUGUAACAGCAGUGCAAUAUCGCGUUUUGAGACACUUAUGGAGGAACGAAUGUGUUUUGAUGGUGUCCUGUCCGGCACUAAAGAACCUCUUCUUCUUUGGGACAAACGUCCAUAUGAGCCCCUAGAGGCUGGUGACGACGAAUUUGUACCCAACCAGCUUUGCUCUGUCAUCGAUUUCCAGCCAAAUCCCAAUUCACCCGCAAUCCAAACCCAGCAAAUACAUCUCAAAAAUAAAACGCCCCAUACAUAUAUAUUAAUGAUUCGAGCUUUCCGCCACCUCAUGGGCACUGUGACAACCCACAGUCAAAAACCCGUCAGCGAUAUUUUGCGCUUAAUGUUUCCUGAUCGCUCGAUGUCUGACUUGAUCCAAUCCAUUCCCAGCCUCGCUCCAUUUUCACGGCCCAAGGUUCUUCAAAUGACCGAUUCUAAAAUAGCAAUGAAGCGACUUGUAUCCUUGUCUUCAGCCGAUAAUGCCAAGAAGCCCAUUCAAGAGGUCGAUCCCGGACUUGUGGAACAUGAUGAAAACUGUUUUAACGCGGUAAAAGUUCGACAUCUUCCUUCCUCCGUUCUGUGGGAUAUAAUUGUUGAAUGGCAGGCAUCGUCCAGCGGAUUCGAAGCUGAAACGGACAUUUAUAGAGCUCUUGGUGGGGCGUGGGUCAAACGUAUGGAGGGUGAAGGUUUCACAACGGGUUACGCGUAG
This is a messenger RNA of Paracoccidioides brasiliensis Pb18, 1953 nucleotides long. RefSeq lists its product as uncharacterized. Gene Ontology annotation, biological process: transcription initiation at mitochondrial promoter. Gene Ontology annotation, molecular function: mitochondrial transcription factor activity. The transcript has 2 exons. Gene Ontology annotation, cellular component: mitochondrial DNA-directed RNA polymerase complex; mitochondrial matrix. The record is from RefSeq and is a predicted model, not a curated record. Bases 1 to 1953 code for a protein of 650 amino acids.